This is a messenger RNA of Prorocentrum cordatum, 258 nucleotides long. NCBI's taxonomy places the organism in Eukaryota, Dinophyceae, Prorocentrales, Prorocentraceae. The record is from the annotation of a GenBank genome assembly.
GCGGGUGGGGAGCCCACUGUCGUCCGCUUCCUGACUAUCAGCAUGCUCCACGCCUUCGGCGACGGGAAUUGCUACAUGCCCAUUGCGGAGGACCUGAUGGCGCUUUACGACGCGGCCCGGUCGGGCGAGGAAGCAGCCCUGCCCUCCGUCUCAGGCCGGCUGCCCUUCGAGGCGCUGCAGGCGCGCCUGCAGGACUGCGCGGCCCUUCGCCCGCGGCCCCGGCGGGGCCGAUCCCCAGCGCAGGACGAUGACCACUAG